Molecule: messenger RNA, 1449 nt
Organism: Nylanderia fulva
Lineage: Eukaryota; Metazoa; Arthropoda; Insecta; Hymenoptera; Formicidae
Biological process (GO): sensory perception of smell; detection of chemical stimulus involved in sensory perception of smell
Cellular component (GO): plasma membrane
Molecular function (GO): odorant binding; olfactory receptor activity
Source: RefSeq, a predicted model, not a curated record
UCGUCCUAUUCGAGAAAGAGAAGUGCAAACAUCGAUUGAAAUCUUAAACAUAGAAAAUAAGAUUUAUUACUUAAAAAAACAAUACACUCAUGGAUAUACAAAAAGUGAAUUCUUUAAAUGUUUUGUUAAACAUGGUAUCAGGUAAUUUGUUACCAUUGACUGCUGACGAUUCGUCAUUUUCUAUAUUCUGGAAAAUAUAUAGCUUUCUAGUGUGGUUGUUCGAAAUAAUUCAAAUUUGCAUUCUAAUUCCUGGGUGCCUUAAUGUGCCGAAAGAAAAGGCUUUAAAAGACGGUCUAAUUGGCAUUGUGGUCACAAUAGAAGUGGUCUUCCUGGUCGUACAAAUUCACGCACGUAAAGAAUUGGUGCAGGAAUUGAUCCAAAAAUUGAAUAAUAUUUUGUGCGUGGAUGAUGAUAUUUUGAGAAACAUAGUAAUGAACACGAUAAAACCGAUAGGAAUUCCCCUUAAAUUUUACUGGACAGCCGGCGUGAUGGCUAUUAUUAUAUGGAGUGCUGUACCAUUUACGAUCAUUUUUCAAAAAAAUACCUUUUUUUACGUAGAUUAUAGAAUGCCGGUCGUGCUUUCCAAAGAGCCAUUCUCGACCAACAUUUUUGUGUUAGGAAGUUUUGUCGUAAUGAUCAGCAGCAUGUAUAUUUUUACAAAGAAAGUCGGUGUGGACAGCUACAUGAUAAAUAUGAUAUUGUUAUUAACAGCACAAUAUAAAUAUAUCGCUUCAAAGCUCUCAAUGAUAUUUUGCGAUAAAAUUUCGCAGAUUAGUUGCAAUGUUUCUAAUCAAAAGAAGUAUUCUCAAAUACAUUUUAAUGCAGAAGAACAAAUAAAAUCUUUAUGUCGGCAUCAUCACGCGGUUAUUCACGUAACGUUAUUGUUAAGAAAACUGUUAUCUUUGAAUUUUAGUCUAAUAUAUAUUAUCAGCGUUCGUUUUUGCUGCAUCGCUAUUAUGGUGGUUUCAAUACCAUCAGUCGCUUUAGUGGAAGUGCUCGUAAUCGUUAUGUACGCAUCGGGUGGAGUAGUACAGCUCUACAUAAUGUGUUCUUGUGUGCAGCAACUAUUAGAUGCGAGUAUUAAAAUAACGGAUCAAGCAUUUCACGAGGAAUGGUAUCAAUUUGGAUCUUCUAUAAAACGGAUAUUCAUGUUUAUGAUAAUGGGUAAUAGUUUAGAAAUAAAACUUUCAACAUUUGAAAAAUACAAUCUGUCUCUGCCCUCAUUCAUGGUGAUUUUGAAUCAAUCAUAUAGCAUUGCGCUUUUAUUAUUAAAAACUAAUUGAAAAAUGAGGAUGACUGUAUAGGUUUAUACACAGUAUUAAAUAUAGUGUUAAAUGUACAAUAAAAUAGACAAUUAUUAAAUGUAAGUAAAAAUGUUAGUACAAUAUACAGAUUUCACUGUGUGAUGUAGAUAAUUGAGAAUUAAUAAACUCUAACUGUUUAUGACAA